UCUUCCUCCUCCCCUUCCUUCCGCCCGAAGUCUCCAUCUAAAACCUUCGCGUCGUCCCGCCUCCACUUUUGCCAUUUUCCCUCGCACAAUCCCCGCCCCCGUCAAACCCUAGUUCCCCCGCCGAGCACAACGCGCUCGGCGGCGCCCUCUCAGAUCCAAUGGGGGCGGUGCCGUCGACGCCGAGGCUGGGCGAGGCGGGCUCCGCGUCGCCGGGGGAGGCGCCGUCGACGCCGAGGCUGCGCGAGGCGGGCUCCGCAUCGCUGGGGGCGGCGGAGCAGAUGUUCGCCGCGCUCGUCGGCGACAAGGCCUACCCGAUCUCCUCCGAGUUCUGGAGGCAGCUGCUCGAGCUGCCCCUCACCCUGCAGGGGCUGCGGGACCGCGUGCUGCAGGCCUGCCACCCCUUCGCACAAAACAACUACCAUACGACGCAUCUUGCAAAGAUCUUGAUCCAUUUGGUUUGGUGUUUGCAAGAGUGCACAUCGGCUUCUUCUGUAUCUUCUAGCGUCUAUAGAAAGGCUAUUAAUGCUGCCUACAUCUCAUCCAUAUUUCUCAAGCUCAUUACUGAGAACGCCAAGGCAGAUAAUUGGCAAGAGCUAUGCCUUGACACGAACAAAGAUGAAAAGGGGCUGGAAAAUUUUCCUUCUGACCAAAGUGUGGAGUAUUUUCUGAUGAAAGGGGUGCCGAACUACAUUGGUAGUGUAGAUAUAAGUCCGGAGUCAUGCUACCUACAUCAGGAGCUUCUAAACUUGAUGCUAGUCCUUUUGUCGACUCAGUUAUGUUCUGGACCAUCUCCAGAACCAAAAGAUGUGCAUCCUUUCAUUGAUGCGGCUAUGCUUCAGGAUGCUUCCAUAGUAGCUUCCGUUGUUCAAAAGUUGCUACUUAAUUUUGUAAGACGGCCACAAAUUCCUUCAAAUGGUUCACACCCUGUUUUCUCUGAUGAUGGUGGGCCUGGUGUUAUGCAACGAGUUGGUUCAGCAGCUGGUAAUGCGGGUUAUAUUUUCCACAGGACAUGCUUAUAGUUUAUGUAUCCUCACGAUUGACGUCAUGUGAAUGCAACUCACUCACGUGAUAUCAAUACUCUGAACAUUUUCAUCUUAUGGAUAAUUUUUUGCUCAUAAUGUAUUGACUUAUUUGGUAGUAAUCAUAUCUGAGAUUUAUGUUAUAAUAGAUGAUGCUAGGCCAUUUUACACCUUUAUUGUUGUUGGAAAUAUGCCCUAGAGGCAAUAAUAAAAUGGUUAUUAUUGUA
Aegilops tauschii subsp. strangulata is the source of this 1246-nucleotide messenger RNA. RefSeq lists its product as uncharacterized. Gene Ontology annotation, cellular component: Golgi apparatus. The record is from RefSeq and is a predicted model, not a curated record. Lineage: Eukaryota; Viridiplantae; Streptophyta; Magnoliopsida; Poales; Poaceae. Gene Ontology annotation, biological process: Golgi organization.